Messenger RNA from Aspergillus ruber CBS 135680, 1260 nucleotides. RefSeq lists its product as uncharacterized. Lineage: Eukaryota; Fungi; Ascomycota; Eurotiomycetes; Eurotiales; Aspergillaceae. The annotation marks the transcript as partial. The transcript has 2 exons. The record is from RefSeq and is a predicted model, not a curated record.
CCCCCAGAAUCUGGAAAACGCAGACUUCUCCUCAUCUAUGUUCAUGGCUUCAACGGCUCCGAAGCCAGUUUCCACGCUUUCCCCGCACAUGUGCAUAGUCUAUUGACGGAUGCGUUGGCUGAGUCUCAUGAGGUGUACACCCGGAUCUAUCCUCGAUACAAGUCUCGGGGUGAUAUGAAGAUUGCUCGGGAUCAAUUUAGUAAUUGGCUGUCACCUCAUGAAGCAGAUGACCUCGAUAUCAUCCUGUUAGGACAUAGCCUGGGCGGCAUCUUAACAGCGAAUGUCGCUCUUCUGCCAUCCUCACCUUCACAUCCACACCAGCAUCGAAAACAUCACGUUUUAGGCCUGAUCAAUUUCGAUGUCCCUUUCCUAGGGCUCCAUCCCCGAAUAAUCCAAACUUCAUGCAAGAGUCUUUUCCACCGAGAUAGAGAUCGAGAUCAGAUUCCAGCCGGGCAUGAAACCGAAACCUUCACUGAAACAGAGACACAAACCACGGCUGAGGCCAUCGCCGCGUUUUCUCCUCACUAUGACCCUCCUUUCUUCAAUGAUAUACGCUGGGCUGAACGAAGCGGUAUGCAGGGGGUCGUGCAUUUUUUUGAGAAAAAUUAUAAUCGGCUUGCAAAAUCUAUACUUACCCGCAUUGUUUCGCCGUAUGAGUUUGCGGGGUGUUUGAAUAAUUACCCGACGCUUCGCCGGCAAUAUAAACAGCUCAUGGAGAUGGAAGCUGCGCAUGAUCAAGCAUCCAGGAUUAGGUUUGUGAAUUAUUACACGGCGAGUGAUUGUCCUGAAACGGUGCAGGAAAAGGAUCCUACAGCGUUGAAGGAAACUGACGCUGGAGAAAAUGAACACUCGCCACGUGCGAGCAUGGGGCAUUCGUCGUCGCCAGUAGGUUCAGAAGAAAACACUCUGUGUACGGAGGAACCGUCAGAAAACAAGCCUGGGCCCGAGCCCUGCUCAUUGACACCGACCACAUCACAAUCAGAAUCAAAACCACGGCCAGACCCAGACCCAGACCAAUCCGAUUGCAUUUGCGCCUCCGAAGCAACCGAUUGCACUUCAAAACAAUACAAAAACAAGAAACGUCGGAAGUUCGUCCUAUUGCCAUCACAUCACUGGAGCCAUGGUGACGAUUCUCUCUGGAUACCGGUGAAUAUGGACAAUAUGAACGAGAUAACUGCCCAUCAGUCGCUAUUCUUGCCGCAUGGAAGGAACUAUGACCAGUUGGUUGGGGACACUAUGGCGACGAUCGAGCAGUGGAUA